Molecule: messenger RNA, 1086 nt
Organism: Protopolystoma xenopodis
Lineage: Eukaryota; Metazoa; Platyhelminthes; Monogenea; Polystomatidea; Polystomatidae
Source: the annotation of a GenBank genome assembly
UACUGUCUGAUGGGUGAUGCUUCCCCCAAUGAUUCCAACCACGUAGCAAAUAAUACUCAGCCAGAGAUGACACUUUUUAUUGGAUCUCGUGAUGAGGAAAGCUUUCUUGAGCCUGUUUUUCUCCAUAAAAGUCAUGCAGUACUUUCUCAGAGCGAAAAUACCGACCCACUUGCGAAUUGCUGUCGUUUUAAUUACUAUAAUAACAUCACUAGUCCAUCAAACGAGGCGAAAUUGGAUAGGAUUGAACAUUUUUGUCCUCAGUUAAGGGAUACCAAAGAAAUUAUGGUUUCUUCCGGUACAUCUGCUGUAAAGGACGUUAAAAAAGCUCGAGAAAAUAUAAUUAAUUUUAUUCAAGACCGUUUAAAGGAUCUAAUUACACAUUAUCAUGAAGACCUAUCUGAAUUAAGCUUUAUUCACAGUGGUUCUUUGCUCAUCGAUCUGUACAAGUGGAGGCAGGCCAAGCCAUAUGACUUGAUGCUUGCCCUAAGAUCUGGCCACUUGGAUGAAGAGGAUUUAAAAGCUGUCGAGGAUUUUGUGUCUGGGAAAAUAUCCCACGAAAACUUCUUUCCUCUUUCUGAAUAUUCAUCCAUCAAGACCAAGAAUCAAAUGUGUUCACUUAAUGCGAUCGGCGAUCCUGAAUCUGAUGAUGAUGAUGAUGAUAGGUACCUAGAUGAAGCAAAAAUAAUGCGUCUUGCAGAGGAAGAGGUUUCUGUUCUAAAGCGUAUUUCGGAACUCAAAAAUCUGGGCCUCUGGUCCUUAGAUGCUCUGGGAGAGAAUUUACCUGGUGCCGAUGCCCCUAGUAUGUCCGCUCUCGCACCUCCAAAUGAACCAGAACUUCAGCGUACUCAUUCUAGUUAUCUUUUUGCUGAGCUACGAUGGCUAGCUGAAGAUUACGCCAGAGAACGACAGUGGAAGAAAGCUUCUGCCAAAAAGUUAGCAUAUGCAGCUCUCAAGGCCUACAGAGAAAAGACUGAGCGCUCGUUUAAGGCAGAACGUGAAGAAACUAUGAGAACCAGAAAAAUGUGUGCUUUUAUUGCCCGUAUGGUCCGAGAUUGGUGGCGACAAAUGGACAAGUGCCAUGCGUGA